AUGUGCUAGUAAAACUAUAUCCGAUGCUCAAUUAAAUUAUACCACGACUGAAAAAGAGUUGUUGGUUGUAGUAUUUUCGUUAGAAAGGUUUAGAUCAUAUAUUUUGGGAGCUAAAAUUAUUAUUUAUACUGAUCAUGUAGCAUUAAAAUAUCUGUUAAAUAAGAAAGAUGCAAAGCCACGUCUAUUAAGAUAGAUUUUAUUAUUGCAGGAAUUUGACUUAGAAAUAAAAGAUAAAAAAGGUUUCGAGAAUGUUGUUGCUGACCAUCUUUCUAGAUUAAGUAAUACAGGAAUAAAUGCAGCACCUUUACAAGAUGCAUUUCCAGAUGAACAAUUGAUGGCAGCUCAACAUUAACCAUCACCAUGGUAUGCACAUAUUGUUAAUUUUCUGGUUUCUGGAAAAAUUCUAGAGCAGUAGGAUAAGAACAAAAAAUAUCAUUUCUUUUCUAAGAUUAGAAAUUAUUUUUGGCAUGAUCCUGAUUUAUAUUACUUGGGCAAUGAUCAAAUUUUAAGGAGAUGUGUUCCUGAAGAAGAAUAUCAUAACAUUAUUAACAUGUGCCAUUCAUCUAAUUGUGGAGGACAUUUCUCUAGAUGAAAAAUAG
Messenger RNA from Spirodela intermedia, 599 nucleotides. The record is from the annotation of a GenBank genome assembly. NCBI's taxonomy places the organism in Eukaryota, Viridiplantae, Streptophyta, Magnoliopsida, Alismatales, Araceae.